Molecule: messenger RNA, 3400 nt
Organism: Dicrocoelium dendriticum
Lineage: Eukaryota; Metazoa; Platyhelminthes; Trematoda; Plagiorchiida; Dicrocoeliidae
Source: the annotation of a GenBank genome assembly
CGUCGGCCCGGGCAGCGUUUUACAAAUAUACUUCCUGUCCGGUGCGUUGUCUUUUGACUCGCGUGGCGCAAACUAACGAGUGGCUAAGUCGAACCCGAGGAGUAUAAACAACGUAAUAUGCCAAAGAAAAUUAAAUCCAUUAAGUGAACUGCAAAGUGGUAAAAUGCAUGAAUGGAAGAAAACGCCAUUUGAUAGACUUUUACAUACAAUGCUUCUUAACUCCGAAAUAAACAAAGAAGUGCGUAUAGAGCUGAGACAUCGGAUGGCUGUGUACAUGACAACGUUCUUACUACGAGACAACGUGCCCUUCAUAAAACUCUUCAUCGACAAAGGAUUCGAUCUGAAGCUGUACUUGACAAGCGAGACGUUGGAACAGCUUUACACGCUCUCGGUGUAUCAUGCGAAACAGAAGGCUCUGGCCAACGUUAUAGGAAGUAUCAUGAAGCUUCCAGAAUCCAUCAGCCUGCAUCUCAUCGGCAAAAUUUUAUCGUUCCUAAUGGGCACUCGCUAUUACUCAGAAUACUUGAACACUGCGUUCACAGGAACAAAGGACACUCGGGCCAAAGAACCUCUAGUGGGCUGUCCAGCCACUCACUUAUUUCUCUGGACCCUUCUUACGGAGCGCAAAGAAACUGCUGAGUUCUUUUGGACGCAACUACAAGAACCACUGGGUGCGUCACUCAUGGCGGUGCUGCUGCUUCGGCGAUUCGCUCAUCACACAAAUUCCCUGGUCAAUCGUGAUGAGCUGUUGACAUUUGCCGGACAGUUCGAGGACAGAGCCUGUGGACUGCUUACUGAAUGUUACGUCGACGAUCCGGAAAACGCAGCCGACCUUUUGGUUCGCGAUCGACCAUUGUUUGGCCACAUGUCCACCAUAAUGUUAGCGGCAGAUGGACGUUCAAAGAAUUUUAUCUCUCACCGCUGUUCAGAGCAAUAUCUGGAGCAUGUGUGGUGUGGGGCAAUCGAUCCACAAACACGUCGGCUCAAUCUUUUCUUUGGCCUAAUUAUCGGGAUCGUGAUGCCGCUUUUGCUACCAUUCACGGUGAAGUUUAACCCAACUGAGAACAAGAAAAGCGAUGAAAAUGAAGAAGCCGGUGAAAAUUUACCUCCCCUGCCCCCUCGGCGUAAACGGGAAGGAAAUAAAACUCCCAUUUUACCAAGUAGAGAGAUGAGAUGCACUCAGUAUUGGCACCGGAUAAAGGCGUUCUACGAGUCACCUUGCAUCCGUUUUGCAUACACUACUAUUGCGCAUGUGGCCUUCUUGUGUUUAUUCGUGUACACCAUCCUUUUCGACGUGUCACGGCAAAGAACAUACAAUAUUACCUACAACGCAGUCCUGAUGUGUUGGGUUGUAACAUUUCUCAUUGAAAACAUACGACAGGGUAUUAUGUCUGGUCUAUCCUUCCGGUCAUUUAUUCGGCGGAUUUGGAAAAUGCUGGAGCUUCUUGCCAUCGUCUUGUACAUAAUCGGUUUCGCUGUACAUCUUUUGCUGGUCGUCGAAUCACUUCAAAGAAAUCAACCGUUGAUGAGCGCAACUGCACCUGCAAUGUUCCAAAUGUUGUUUCGAAUGGCUGAAACCUUUUACGGUCUCUCUCUGUUUCUAUUUUUCUAUCGCCUAUUGGAGGCCUUCACUGCCGACAUGAAAAUCGGGCCUUUGGUAAUUAUGGUCAAAUCCAUGGUUGUCAAAGAUUUGCUCCCAUUCUUGGCCGUUUUCAUGGUGUCUCUGGUCAGUUUUGCUGUGCUCCAAUGGGUGAUCACCUUCAAAGACACUGCAAGCACUUCACAUUCGAUGAAUAUAAGAACAUUAUUUAUGGCAUUGCAAACGGCCUAUUUCCAAAUAUUUGGCGAAUACAGCCUCGACAUGCUGACAGAAGAGGAUAUGGAAUCGUGUACGAGCGACGGUAUCAAUUGUCGCGACGGGAUGUCCGAAUGGUUUUCCCCCAUACUCUUGGCUGUGUUUGUCAUUUUGACACAAGUGCUUCUGCUGAAUCUCCUGAUUGCCAUGUUCGCGUCCACUUACGUGCGAAUCGAAGCGGCUUCAACUGGCUACUGGGAGCUUCAGAGAUAUUAUGUCAUCUGCGAAUUCUUCGAGCGAUCUCCUAUCCCUCCACCCCUGAUUAUCUUGUGGCACAUAUACCUUCUCUUCAGAAUGCUGCUGCAAAAAUGUCAGAGAAGAGCUGUACAUCCCACUCACCCCUUUAAGAAGUCGUUUCACGACUGGCCUUCACGAGAACGACAGUUAGUACACUGGGAACGUCUGAGAUUCUUGGAUUAUCAGCGCUACGUGCUGCAGGGUAGGAAAAGACGGCGCGAACGUCCGAAACCUGUGCUAGUCCGGACAACCCUGAUGACAGGGCCGAUUCCGGCCAUGAAUGUACCGACGGCUGAAGCGUUUGAAAAUUUUCAGCAAGUUACCACGGAAAACAUGCGUCAAAUCAUACAACACACGAAUCGCAUUGAUGCGCUUGAUCACAAAGUGGGCCAUAUACUGAAGCUACUUAAACUUAUCCAAACAAAGUUAUAUGACAUCGAGCGGUUAAAACAAACCCAGAGACAAACUGUGACUCAGACGGUGCAAGCGCUACGGAGCGCUCCUCCCGAUCAGACGCCUACGUCAUCGGAUAGCAACAUCAAGACGGAAAAACAGUGUAAACUUGUUGUCUACGAGACUGAUGGACACAAGAUCGGGUUGUUCUCUCCAGCGACUGCUGACAACACGCCAUCCUUAUACGCCUCGCCUAUUCCAUGGCAUGAUGCGGAGCGUGUUCAGGUUACAAAGUUGAAAUGGCGACCAUCCCACGCAUGCGUAGAAGGCUGGCACGAACCGGAUGACUUUCAGGCGGCUAUUGCACAGCGGUUAUGGCAUCCGAUGGGCUCGGCUUACAUACCAGAUCCGGCCCACUUAUCUCCGGAUCCGGUGACGCUUAUGCCACGAAAUCCAGGCGGUUGCACUGGGGUCACUGGGAAAGGCUACCUGCCCGCUUGGGGCCCCAACUCAGCCAUAAUCAUGAUUCUCACAAGACAGAAAACUAGCUCCAAAGCUGGAAAGAAAAGCCAUACCGCACUCAAACAUCUUGAAUGUGCAGUUCAUGAGAACCCCUUGGGAACACAAUUACCAUGGUUUUUAGUUCAACACCCUCAAGGAUGUGCCGGAGACUCGUGCUACCAGACCAUGGUUGAUCUGUUGGUCAAUAAACGAAUGGAAGAAAUUAAGGCGGAACAACCGGAAAGAAGUGCAAUUUACGAGGAUGCCUUGGGCGCUUAUCACGCAGCUACAAUUACCAAGAUAUUCCACGGAUACCUCAAUGACAUGAUCAAUACAGACAAUGCGUGGAUCGAGCCAGUGGUGGUUCGAAUUCAUUUUGAAAACCAAACGGAACUGACGGACCUGUUGCUUCAA